Molecule: messenger RNA, 4932 nt
Organism: Penicillium riverlandense
Lineage: Eukaryota; Fungi; Ascomycota; Eurotiomycetes; Eurotiales; Aspergillaceae
Product: putative amino acid transporter
Exons: 12
Coding region: 1-4932 (1643 amino acids)
Biological process (GO): amino acid transmembrane transport
Cellular component (GO): endoplasmic reticulum
Molecular function (GO): amino acid transmembrane transporter activity
Source: RefSeq, a predicted model, not a curated record
AUGCCCGGGGAUGACACGCACGAGCAUUCGUUGUCGGCGCCCCAGAGCCCGGACGCGCUGGAGGCCCAGUCCUUGCUCUCCGACGACGUAGAACCCAAUUCGCCUUCCAACCCCCCACGGCUCGCGUCCAAUGGCAUGCGCCAGUCCUCCAUUUCCCAACCGACGACAGACGGGCAGCGUCGCACCCCGCGGACCAUGAACCAUGUCCGGUUUGACAUCGAUGAAGAUUCGGCAGCAGCAGAGGACGAUCACCAUUCGAACGGCCGUGCUCACAGCCUGGAUGAUGAGCUGUGGCUAAAUGAAGAGGACUAUGAGCUAGGAGACCAGGGCGCGCGAGGUGCGCGACAUACAGGACAGGCAGUUCCUCUUCUCACGGACAUUGAGGCCCCUAGCGUGACCCUCGCCACCUCAGAUGACUUCUUCCCCGAAGACCACCUCGAGAAUGCCCGCCCCCGAAGCGGAAUGAAGAUGGCGUUUAUGAACAUGGCCAACAGCAUCAUCGGGGCUGGGAUCAUUGGCCAGCCGUAUGCACUCCGGCAGGCGGGCAUGGCUAUGGGGAUCCUGUUGCUCACUGCAUUAACCAUCACGGUGGACUGGACGGUCCGCUUGAUUGUGGUCAACUCCAAGCUCAGCGGAGCGGAUUCCUUUCAGGCGACUAUGCAAUACUGCUUCGGGAAAAGCGGUCUUAUUGCCAUUUCUGUGGCACAGUGGGCCUUUGCUUUUGGUGGCAUGGUUGCCUUUUGUAUCAUCGUCGGCGAUACCAUUCCCCAUGUGAUGAGCGCGUUGUUCCCGUCUCUGCGAGAGAUGUCCUUCUUCUGGCUUCUCACGGAUCGUCGGGCUGUAAUUGUCUUGUUUGUUUUGGGUGUCUCGUACCCAUUGUCUCUUUACCGGGACAUUGCCAAGUUGGCAAAAGCAUCUGCGCUGGCGUUGGUUAGCAUGAUCAUCAUUGUUAUCACGGUCAUCACGCAGGGAUUCCGUGUACCCUCUCAUUCUCGUGGAGAAAUCAAAAGCCAUCUCAUCAUUAAUUCGGGAUUCUUCCAAGCGGUGGGAGUGAUUUCUUUCGCGUUUGUCUGCCACCACAACAGUCUUUUGAUCUAUGGAUCCUUGAAACGGCCGACACUCGACCGCUUUACCAAGGUCACCCAUUACUCCACCGGAGUCUCGCUGAUAAUGUGCCUUGCGAUGGGCAUCGCGGGUUUUCUAUCAUUCGGAUCGAAAACCCAAGGCAACGUUUUGAACAACUUCCCAUCUAACAACAUCAUGGUCAACAUCGCCCGAUUCUGCUUCGGCUUGAACAUGCUCACCACUCUACCACUCGAGGCCUUCGUCUGCCGAUCCGUUAUGACAACCUAUUACUUCCCCGACGAGCCCUUCAACAUGAACCGCCAUGUCAUCUUCACUACGGCGCUGGUUGUCACGUCCGUGAUUAUCGCCCUAAUAACGUGCGACCUGGGCAGCGUCUUCGAGCUGAUCGGCGCAACCAGCGCCGCCGCGCUGGCAUACAUCUUCCCUCCGCUUUGCUAUAUCAAACUGAGCGGCGCCAGCCGGCGGGCUAAGAUCCCCGCUUAUGCGUGCGUUGCUUUUGGGCUGAUUGUUAUGGGCGUUAGCUUCGUACAGGCUAUUGCGAAGAUUAUUAGUAAUAAGGGAGGUGGUGAGACGUGUGCGGUGUUUGUCUCCCAGGCUGCCGUGGUUGUUCGUCCUGCAAUAACUACAAAGACCUCCCACACCUUCCCUGUUUGUUUGCCUUCGUCUGCUUCCACACUUCGCUUUCUCUCCCCUUCCCACAAUACUUUCACCUUCUUUUACAUCCAAUCCACCCCUAAUCCUCCCUUCUUCCAUUCUUACCAUCAUCUUGACAUCUCUAGAACCACGCAAGAAAUCCCCCAGAAACCCAUCUCGAUGGAUUCUGAGGCGAGCGAAAGGCUUCGCAUCCUACAGCUGGCUGAUCUGGGCACUGCGAGACGCGAAAGGAUCUCCACGGCGCACGAUCCUCGCAAGCAGGUCCCGGUCCAUCUCGCCUACAUCGAAGCAACUAGGGAGUCGAAUAUCACUGGGACCAAGGCUCAACGUCUUGCUGAAGAGAACAAGGGGCAGCUUGAGCAAUGGAAAAACCUGCACAAGACCGUCAAUGACACGGGGGACGUGGAAGAUUUGAAUGACAUACUCCAAGGCCAGAGCCAUCGGGCUCACUUGUCUGCCAGCUAUGGUUUCCUUCAUACUCAGGGCCAUGGCCAUCAUCCGAUGGCAGUGCAGUCCGCCGGUCGUGGGGGCGGUGUCAUGGGAACUCGAGGACGCGAACUCGCCCAUGGAUCUCCCAGGGCUUCGUACCGUGGAGCUGCCUCCAAACCACAUCCACGAGCCUCUUACGCCUCAGCUGUAUCGGUCCAUUUGGACCCUGCUCUUGACACCAACAACGGUGUUGCUGCUAGUGCUUAUCGCGGUAAGGGGUAUUUCAGAGGCAAUGGUGUCAAAGAACGAGGCCAUGAGGGCAGGAAGCCAGUCCCAGUCCCCCGACCCACGCGACCGACGACGGACUAUUCCCGACAUGUCAGUACCCCACAGGCGUUCUUGGCUUCGAUUCACAGCCCAGUUCAGCCUUCCAACCUCUCUCCUGCAACUGCCACCUCUCCAGUCCAGAGGCCUGCAUCCGUUGCCAUCACCCCGGAGCCGAAGCGUCCUCCUCCCUCGUUUAGGCCUGAGAUAUCCAUUCCGGUCACCGUGCCUGUGAACCCCAAGGCCAAAGUUACCAAGGCUCCUGCUGCUACGACUGCUCCGUCUGCCGCUAUAGCCAAGGCUACGCAGGUUUCUUCCAUGACAAUUCCCUCAUACCCCAAGUCCGCGGAAGCUCGAGCUACAGUUCGGCUGCCUGCUAUGGCUACGGCUGCAGCUAAACCUAAUCCGGCUUCUCCUUUCGCUAUUAUAGCUGCCACCGCUACUGCUAACGCUCGACCUACUCUACCCUCUACACCAGUUGCGAAACUGGUUGCAGGCGCUCUUCCUGCUGCUACAGCUCGACCUACGCCGCCAUCUGCGCCAGUUAGGAAGGCAAAUGUGUCUGCGAAGCCGAACCCACAGAUGAAAUACCCGGUCGAACUUUUGCUCACUAUGCAAACCAAGGCAGAAAGGCAUCGGCAUGCGGUGCUGAAGUCGACAGCCCCGGAAGACAAGAACAAACAUGCAAUGCAGCAUUUGAGUGCCAGGACUUUCCAUGAUAAAAAAGCUGCUUCCGGGAGCCAGGCCGGUCAGUUUCAAAAGGCCGAACCGCAGGAGAAAGCUCGGGCUGCCAAAGAGCAAGCUUCUCGCACGUGUGUGGAAGUACUGCAGCGACAAGUUGCAUUCCUUGCAAGAGUAGGAGCCGCUCAGGCUCCAAUGGCUGCUUCUCGUGCCGGAAGGACGCAAAGGUCAGAUUCUGAAGCUACGUCGGUGGAUACAUCAGAAAGCGCCAUUUCAUACCCCAAGCCUAUGCUUCCCGAGAAAGACAAUUUCACCCAGUCUGUUUCGAGCGGACAUCUUCUCGAUUUUGAAGCAGAACCAAUGCCCCAAACUGAAUUGCCAGAGCAUGUUCUCAGCCCUGCGCUGGUGGAUUUGACAGGGCUCGAUUUCCCCAAAACCAGACUUCAUGACACAGUAGAGAAGGAACCCUCUAUUCCUGGAACGCCUUCCGUCUCUUGCGAAGACAUUGAGCAGCAGACCCUCUCUGAAAGCGUUCAAGAUAUUGAAAGAAUGCUCGAUCCGAGGUUGGUUGCGAUGUCGAAACUGGUUGACGAGUUCCUGAAACAAAUGAACGAUUACAGGAGAGAAUUUGAAUCACAUGUCACAAAGGCCCUCAGCUCAUCUGGGAAGUCUCAAUCGGCAUCGCAUCAAGUUAUCGCGACACCUCAGGGAUCCUCCCCUUCUGUGAUCAUGCACACCGCGCCGGGCAGUCCAGUUCGAGCUCCAACAACACCCAGCAUGACCAAGACCGACAAGAUCACGGAGAUGCAGAAAUGGCUUUCCCAAUCCGGUGCUAUCUCUAGAGAUGCAGCAAUCAACCAUCCAUCGUUCUCGCGGUAUCGAUCUCCGGUGCGUAUCCCAUCUUCCGGGACAGACUCGCCUCCCGAUGCACAGGAGUUACCAGGAACUCCUCUCAAAACUGCUUUCUCCGGGAAAAUACCAAGCUUUGACACUCUCCGAGUAUCUGAAUCACCUGAUCGUACAACUCAUACUCGUGACCCGGUGAAGAAGUCUGAGCCCGAGCCUGCGGUGAAAGGGUCUACCGCAGAAGGAACCACGGUCUCGGAGACUGUGCCGCCUGGUACGAGCCCAAAGAUCAAGUCUCCCGGUGAUGGUCAACCUAAAAAAAGGUUUAAUUCGAUGAACAAAUCUAUCUACGCAACUCCUGGUGUUCCCAUGUACACUGGCCCUCCACUGUACACUGCAAUCAGUCAGCCAAUCGAUCAGCCACUUGGCCAGGUGACUGAAUUCGGGAAGACAAAGGUCCUCGGCGUUGCCCCGUACAAUCCUUCUGCACGAGUUCCAUCGCUGUCUCAGCGCUCUCAGAAUAUUUCUGUUCGAGAUAUUACAAUGCCAGAUGCUCCUGAGCAGACGGAGCCGAACCAAAUCGGUGCUCGAAGUACUAGCCCCCCUCCAUCUCCUUACGUCGGCCGAACCGACCAGUCAACCUCCGCCUCCUCGGGUGGACUGUACCAGUUGAUGUCGAGUGUGCCACGGAAAGAGGAGAACAAGCCAGCCUCUGGUCCUACAGUGCUUGGUCCUAAGCCGUUCACAAUCGCUCCCGCGUCCUCCUCCGGUGGGCUUUACCAGCCGAUGUCGAGCGUGCCACGCAAAGAAGAGAAGAAGGUAUUAUCUGGUCCUACUGUUCUUGGUCCCAAGCCAUUCACAAUUCCCCCUCGCAAGGAGUCGAAGUUCGCUCUGUCACGAAUUUUCCAGUAA